Molecule: messenger RNA, 1993 nt
Organism: Cynoglossus semilaevis (tongue sole)
Lineage: Eukaryota; Metazoa; Chordata; Actinopteri; Pleuronectiformes; Cynoglossidae
Gene: ptgr2
Product: prostaglandin reductase 2
Exons: 8
Coding region: 828-1871 (347 amino acids)
Biological process (GO): prostaglandin metabolic process
Molecular function (GO): 15-oxoprostaglandin 13-reductase [NAD(P)+] activity
Source: RefSeq, a predicted model, not a curated record
CUCCCUGUCUCCUCAUCACGGCACGCGCUCCUUCAUUGUCCCGUCUCCUCCUCCUGCUGACUCCUCUAUCUCUGCUGCAGCUACAGCUAACAGUGAGCUACACGCCCAAAGGCUGCGAUUAACUGACGAAAUCUUAUUAACUUUUUUCCUUCAAUAAUUUCUUCUGGAAUCUUUUUACAACCCACAAGUUCUCAGUCACACUUUUAAGAAAUUGUUAGAUUAACACAGCAUUUAAACUAAUGUAAGAUUGCCGCGAUCGAAUGUUCUGUGGAAUGUUGUCCCACUCAUAAAUGUAGUAGAUGUGUUUAAUAGUUGCAGCCAGAACCAGACUGAAUACUGAAAUCCGUUGCUGGGGCGCGUUCAGUUUCUGAUUCGCUGUAUCACCUAAGGAGAAACGGCUGACAGACAAGAUGGUAAACGUCCACACCGGAAGUCGUAUAGACAAAAUAGUAUUUUCUGUUUAGUUUUGUAUUAUCCACUACUGAAGCUGUCCAUGUCACCUGGCUGUUGGUUGAGAUAACGAGUGCUGCGAAUUCGUUUUUAAACUAAAAUUUCUUAAAAUGUAUAACUUUUCCUGCAAAGAUUAAAAAUGCCGUCGCCGGAAGUGCGCGACGGUGAACCAUUUUAAAUAAAUCAGCGCAGGCAGAGGCAGGCUAAAGCUAGCGCUCACAAGCUAGUAUAAACACAGCAUUUGAGGCAGGGUCUCAGACAGUAGUUAUGUUGCAACACUAAAGAAAAACUGUAUCACUUUAAAACAGCAUUAUAGUAUUUUUUUCUUUUUUCCUUGGGGCCAUUCUGCAAAGCUGCUGUUAAAUCACUUUUGAAGAAUGCAGGUGCAGAGGGUCGUCCUAAACUCACGUCCAGGUGAAAAUGGAACACCAGCUACUGAAAACUUCCGUCUGGAGGAGGCAACACUAUCACCUGACCUUCAAGAUGGAGAUGUCCUUGUUCGGACAGUUAACCUUUCUGUCGAUCCUUACAUGCGGUGCAGGAUGAAUGAAGACUCUGGUGCUGAUUACUUGUCUCCAUGGCAGCUGUCUGAGUGUCUGGAUGGUGGAGGUGUGGGUGUGGUUGAGUCCAGUCGCUGCAGCCAUUUGGCUGAAGGCGACGUGGUCACUUCCUUCACCUGGCCCUGGCAGAGCCGUGCUGUUCUUAAAGGGAGCAGCCUGCAGAAGGUAGAUCCACUAAUGGUGGGUGGUCACCUGUCCUACUUUCUUGGUGCAGUUGGCAUGACAGGCCUCACUGCGAUGCUGGGCGUAAGGGAAAAGGGUCAUGUGACCAAGGGGGCCAAUCAGACCAUGGUGGUGAGCGGCGCUGCAGGUGCCUGUGGCUCCAUAGCUGGGCAGAUCGGCCGACUGGACGGCUGUGUGAGGGUUGUUGGGAUCUGUGGCUCUGACGAAAAGUGCAAAGUUUUAGUGGAUGAUUUGGGCUUCACUGCGGCCGUCAACUACCGCAGAGAAGAUGUUGCUGCAAGACUUAAAGAGUGCUGUCCAGAUGGGGUUGACGUCUACUUCGACAACGUGGGAGGUGCCAUCAGCGACACAGUAAUAGCCCAGAUGAACAGUGGAGGUCAUGUGAUCCUGUGUGGGCAGAUCUCUCAGUACAACAAGGAUGUGCCGUAUCCUCCACCUUUGAGUGAGGGAACUCAGGAAAUGCUGCAAAGAAAGAGCAUCACCCGAGAACGAUUUAUGGUUCUCAACUACAUGAGCAAAGCGGAUGCUGCAUUGUUUGAGCUCAGCCAGUUUGUUCAGUCUGGACAAAUCAAGGUGUUGGAGACUGUGGUGAAUGGCAUUGAAAAUAUGGGAGAUGCGUUCUGUUCCAUGAUGAAGGGGGGAAAUAUUGGCAAGCAAAUAGUUAAAAUUUCAGAGUGAGACCCAUUACUGUAGUAAACACUAAAACUCAGCGGACACCUUGGGAAAUUAACUCAUAUUUGCUUGACAGUCUGACUAAUCUCACUAUUUGUUGCCAAUAAACCAGUGUUUCAGAUAAGUCA